Messenger RNA from Candida tropicalis MYA-3404, 840 nucleotides. RefSeq lists its product as uncharacterized. Lineage: Eukaryota; Fungi; Ascomycota; Pichiomycetes; Serinales; Debaryomycetaceae. Bases 1 to 840 code for a protein of 279 amino acids. The record is from RefSeq and is a predicted model, not a curated record. The transcript has a single exon.
AUGCAUCCAGAAAAGAAUUUGAAAACAUCAGAACAAACGAUCAAUUUGGAGAGAAGAGCAAAUAUGGGUGGAUGUGAUUCCUUAAAUUCCAGAAAUCUCACCACGGUUCAAGAAAUUCCCAUUUGUUCUAGUUCUGAUAAUACACUGUUGCAAAUUGAGUGCAACAAUCAAUCAAUAUUGAAUAAUAAUUUAUGCCAAUUAAAAUCUAAUUCUAUUUCCCAAGGCUCAAUAAAAUUGAUUGAAAGUUUAAAGGCAGAGAAAGAAAGCUUAAUGGAAGAGAAAGACGAGUUGAACAAGAAAUUAGAACAGUUACAAGGGAAAUAUGAGAAAUUGACUUUACUUCUAAGAGAUACAUCGGCUAAAUAUAGAGAAAAAAUCGAUCAAAUAACUACUGAAACAGGUAAAACUAUUGAUUCUUUAUUAGUCAAAGUCAAAAUAAUCAAAGAUAUCAAUGAAGAGUUAUUAAACAAGAAUAGCAAUAUGGAUACUUUUACAAUUGAUCCACCAAUACAAACAAAUGCUUUUGAUGAAUUAUUUCCUUUUUUAGUAGAGAAAACUCCCCCAUAUUAUGUUAAUGUGGUUUUUAAAAACUGCUACAUCUCUCUUUUGAGAUUAACUCAAAUGUCUAAAGUGUCUAAUGAAAUCCAUCAUGAAUUUUUAGAGUCAUUUUUAAGAAUGCUCGAAGAGAAAUCAUCUGGCUUGACUUCUGACAGGGUUUUCUACUUUUGUGCUAUGAUAAGGGAAUUCCACAACAAAACAAUUGUCAACCAUAACGAUAAUGAGUUUUUCAAUACCUUGUUGGCAGUUAUAUCCGCUAUUAUUAGUGAUUGUCAGAAAUAA